GACUUCCUGUAGUCACUUCUUUUGGGCAGUACAGAAAAUGUUUGUCCAGUACUUCUCUGUGAUCGUUUGUCACAGCGACCUCAAGCUCGCUACUCAUUGAAUUUUUCACCUUAUCUGAGAUACUUUGGGACACUUUGGAUAGAAAAUGUUUGUAGUAAAGUUUGGGAUUUUCUGCAUUUGUCUCCUGUGUUGCUGUAAUAGGAGUGAAGCCAAAGAACUCGUGGUCAAGAACAGGACUAGCGUGGCAUUAGCAGGAGAAACGCUCAGCAUUAACAUCAUGGUCACUGUCCCAGUCAACAGCAGUGGAACAAAAGUUUCUUGCAAAUAUAAAAACAUAGAGGUGUGGAGGCACACAUUUAAACAUGUGUAUUCUGUUCCUACACCCAUGUGGCUGUGGGCUAAUAUCUCCAUGCCUAACAGCUCCUUCAGUGGGGAGUACAGCUUCAAUUACCAAGCAUCAGUGCUUCCCUGGCUGGUUCUUGUACGAGAUGUGGGUUAUGUCAAGCCGGGUGAACCUCUACACAGUGAUGUCAUCGCUUUGCUGACUGUCACCCUCAUUUUAGUCCUUUUCAGCAUUAUCGGAUCAGUUUUCGUAGUCAGAUGGCACAAGGCUCCUCCUCAGACAGAGGUAAAAGAAGAUGGAGUAAAAGGCAGAGAAAGACAGAGCAGUGUCGGUGUAACCACUCAGGUUGCACACUCUGAAUCGGUGUACUCGUCGCUGGAACCCAGACCGGUCUCUAUUUAUGAUGUGCUGAAUGUCGACCAGGUCAGACGGGAAAGCACAGAGAAGCGCACCUCACAGGAAACGGCCAAGACAUCUCAGGCAGAAGAAGGAGUUUUUGAAUCUGUCUAUGAAAACCUGUGAAAGCUGUGAUUAAAUUCUAAUGUUAUGUAUGUAUGUAUGUACAGUUGGUAUGUCUAGGAAGCAUGUGUAUGGUCCCAGAAUCUGAAAACUUUUAUAUAUUAAUAUUUUGUCAACAUGCACAUAAAUAAAUAAAAGUCAACUAAUUUUCUA
Molecule: messenger RNA, 1015 nt
Organism: Astyanax mexicanus (Mexican tetra)
Lineage: Eukaryota; Metazoa; Chordata; Actinopteri; Characiformes; Acestrorhamphidae
Gene: nfam1
Exons: 6
Coding region: 146-865 (239 amino acids)
Biological process (GO): positive regulation of B cell receptor signaling pathway; regulation of B cell differentiation; B cell receptor signaling pathway
Cellular component (GO): membrane raft
Molecular function (GO): transmembrane signaling receptor activity
Source: RefSeq, a predicted model, not a curated record